Gastrolobium bilobum is the source of this 3066-nucleotide messenger RNA. Its product is annotated as DNA repair protein RAD4. Gene Ontology annotation, biological process: mismatch repair; nucleotide-excision repair. Gene Ontology annotation, molecular function: damaged DNA binding; single-stranded DNA binding. Bases 72 to 2822 code for a protein of 916 amino acids. The transcript is spliced from 14 exons. Gene Ontology annotation, cellular component: nucleus; XPC complex; nucleotide-excision repair factor 2 complex. NCBI's taxonomy places the organism in Eukaryota, Viridiplantae, Streptophyta, Magnoliopsida, Fabales, Fabaceae. The record is from RefSeq and is a predicted model, not a curated record.
ACAGUUUUGGGCGCGACGAGGUUCAGUUCCCUUGUCUCUCUGUCUGUCUCUCUCUCUCUCUCUGAAGAAAAAUGCCACAAAGAGGCAAAUCCAAGCACAAGAGGCAAUCCUCAGCCUCAGCCUCAGCCUCAGAAAAUGAAAUGAGAGCACAAAACAACUCCGAAGGAACACUGACAGAAAUAUCACGGGAGGCUGUGGGAAAACUUUUACGCCGCGCUAAUAAAGUUGGCACUUCCAGGAAAAAGAUGAAACCUGAGUUUGAGCCACGACAAAAUGGAACUCAAGUUUUGGAACCAAUUCUCCAACCAAAGACUUCAGAGGUUGGACAUUGUAGUAGAAGCUCCAUGGGAGAUGCUUCUGCCAAGGAGAAAUGUGGUAAUGAAAGUUUAGACCAGGGCUACUUGGACAACGAGGAAGAACUGGAUGACUCGGAUUGGGAAGAUGGUACAGUUGCCAUGGAUGAUCGUCCUGUGACAAUUGAAUUGAAUGUGACCCCUGAUUCAGCUGUAAAGAAACAAAUUCGUCGAGCUUCUGCCGAAGAUAAGGACUUGGCUGAACUUGUGCACAGAGUUCAUUUGCUUUGUCUACUUGCUCGAGGAAGAUUAAUAGACAGUGCUUGUGAUGAUCUUCUUAUCCAGGCUUCUUUGCUUUCUCUACUUCCAUCGCACUUGCUUCACCUAUCAAGUGUCACAAAACUCACUUCAAAAGCGCUACAUCCUUUAAUCUUAUGGUUCCAUGAUAAUUUCCAUGUUAAAAACUGUACAAAUGGAGAAACGUCACCGCACUUUGCUUUGGCAUCAGCUUUAGAAUCACAUGAGGGUAGUCUUGAAGAGAUUGCAGCUUUAUCGGUGGCACUAUUUAGAGCUUUGAAUCUUACAGCCAGGUUUGUGUCCAUUCUGGAUGUUGCCUCUCUUAAACCAGAUCAGUCCUUUAGACCAGUUGCAAGUAGAUCUAGUAAGGGGAUAUUUAAUACUUCUACACCAAUGGUAUCUAAGCUAAAAUCGGAUUUUACAUCACCUCAAAAAUCAUUAUCUUGUUACGAGAGAGAUAAAGUCUGUGAAGGUUCUCUUGGCCAUUCACGGAAAAGUAAGAAAUGCCGCACAGCAAGCCACGUGCCUCGGUCCAGAGAUCAUCCUUUUGCUGGAGACUUGAAUGAUAAUGUGACAGACUCACAAACUCUUGAGACGCAGGAUACUAACCCCGAAUCAUGUCUCGCUGACGAAUCUCAUGAUUCAAAGAGGAAAGGGGAUCUUGAAUUCGAGAUGCAGUUGGAAAUGGCUCUUUCUGCUACAGCAAUUGAAUGUCAAGAGAGUAAAAUGGUGUCAGGUGUCAACGCUGAUUCAUCAGAUUUUUCUUGUUCGUCAAAAAGAAUGAAAAGAGUUGUAGGUGAAGAAUCUUCUACCUCCCCUCAAGUAAUUUCUACAGCAGUUGGAUCAAUGAAAGUAGGAUCUCCUCUGUACUGGGCAGAAGUAUUUUGCAGUGAAGAAAAUUUGACAGGAAAGUGGGUGCAUAUUGACGCUGUGAAUCUGAUAAUUGAUGGAGAAGACAAGGUUGAAGCCAUGGCAGCUGCAUGCAAAACAUCUUUGAGAUAUGUUGUUGCUUUUGCUGGGCAGGGGGCCAAAGAUGUGACCCACAGGUACUGUAUGAAGUGGUACAAGAUAUCAUCACAACGAGUUAAUUCAACAUGGUGGGAUUCAGUAUUGGCACCUCUGAGAGACUUGGAGUCUGGGGCAACUGGAGGUGUGGUUCAUUUGAGAACAAACCAAAUCAUUGCUAAAGAAUCGAACAUGAGUGAUUCUUUUGUCCCUACAAGGAGCUCUCUUGAGGAUAUUGAGUUGGAAACUAGGGCAUUAACUGAGCCUCUUCCAACCAAUCAGCAGGCCUACAAAAGUCAUCCACUUUAUGCAAUAGAAAAAUUGCUUACGAAGUAUCAAGUACUUCAUCCAAAGGGUCCAAUUCUGGGAUUUUGUUCAGGUCACCCGGUUUACCCUAGGACUUGUGUGCACACAGUUAAGACAAAAGAGAGAUGGCUCCGGGAAGGACUGCAAGUUAAACCCAAUGAACAUCCUGUGAAGGAACUUGAACAUUCCAUAAAGCCUCAAAAAGUUCAAGAUUCUGAAGCUGAUGACAAUGGCUGCACUGAUUCUAAGGAAAAUAUUAAACUUUAUGGGAAGUGGCAACUGGAACCAUUAAAUCUGCCUCAUGCUGUGAAUGGGAUAGUUCCUAAGAACGAGCGUGGUCAGGUAGAAGUUUGGUCAGAGAAAUGUCUUCCGCCAGGGACUGUGCACUUAAGGUUUCCAAGGGCAUUUUCUGUUGCCAAGAGGCUAGAAAUUGAUUAUGCACCUGCUAUGGUUGGUUUUGAAUUUAAAAAUGGACGUUCACAUCCUGUCUUUGAUGGUAUUGUGGUGUGUGCUGAGUUCAAGGAUGCACUGCUACAGGCAUACGCAGAGGAAGAUGAAAGACGACGAGCUGAAGAAAAAAGAAGAGAUGAAGCACAAGCUCGUAGUCGGUGGUACCAGCUUCUUUCAUCUAUUGUGACUCGUCAAAGGUUAAAUAAUCGUUACAAUAACAGUUUGUCAUCAGGGAUGUCAACUGAUGUCCAAUGUAUGAAUGAUAAUGAGUCAAAUGCCUAUGACAAGAAUCAGACUCCCAAACACCAUCAAGUGAACAAAUGUGAUACUGAUCUUGAUGCUUCAUUAAGUACUCCAGUAAAAGACCAUGAGCAUGUUUUUUUGAAAGAGUACGAGAGCUUUGAUAAGGAAACUUCUCUAUUGACUAAGCGGUGCCAAUGUGGAUUUUCAGUCCAAGUAGAAGAGUUAUAGCAUUUAUUAUGAUUUAUGAAACACUUUCUGCCUAGAUGCAUAACUAUCUUCCCAUGAUGCUUCAAGCAAUGAAAGACAUCGUUUGGAUCUUUUUCCAGUUUUGUAGUUUCUGGGACUCGUAUCAUUGCUUUAUCAUUGACUUGGGGUUAGAUGCUUAGAUGGCUUUGGCUCUACGACUUGGCUGUAAGAUAUAUUAUGUGAUGUAAAUAAUCAAAAGUCAAACAGUUUCUCUUAUGUCUGACAA